Synchiropus splendidus (mandarinfish) is the source of this 2059-nucleotide messenger RNA. It is a transcript of the gene pigv, whose product is annotated as phosphatidylinositol glycan anchor biosynthesis, class V. Gene Ontology annotation, molecular function: GPI mannosyltransferase activity; alpha-1,6-mannosyltransferase activity. The record is from RefSeq and is a predicted model, not a curated record. Bases 233 to 1756 code for a protein of 507 amino acids. NCBI's taxonomy places the organism in Eukaryota, Metazoa, Chordata, Actinopteri, Syngnathiformes, Callionymidae. Gene Ontology annotation, biological process: GPI anchor biosynthetic process. The transcript has 3 exons. Gene Ontology annotation, cellular component: mannosyltransferase complex; endoplasmic reticulum membrane.
CGGAAGUGAAAAAGCCAUCGGAAAUAGGCUGAUGCGGAGUGGCGAUACUGAGACAAAAGGUUCUCUCUCCGGAGCCAAAUAUUCGCAUCUUAUAGUCGCGUGAUUGGUUUUCUCCAGUGCAGACACGCGAGGUUUUCGGUUUCAUGUUCUCAAGGAGUGAGCGCGGGGUUGGAGGCCUGGCGAUGUAUCCAAGGUUCCGGCCUGUCAGAGCUCUGCGUGUCCGUCACAGUCGAUGACCAUGGAUGUCCAGACGGUCCUGGAGUUCGCUGCACUCACCAGGGCUCUGUCGCUCGUCCUGCAGGCGGUGUUGAAUGCAGCCAUUCCUGACCAUGAGGCUGACGCCUUCAGGCCCCCCCGGGCAGAGGAGCCCCUGUAUCUGGACCCAGCGGUGGAGUGGUUGUUGGGCGGUCUGUCGCACUGGGACGCCGAGCACUUCCUGUUCAUCGCAGAGCGAGGAUACCUGUACGAGCACAACUUUGCAUUUUUCCCGCUCUUCCCCAUCGUCCUGCGCGGCCUGGCGGAGACGCUGCUGUGGCCUCUGAGCGGCUGCUUGAGUGUUCGCGGGCGGCUGUUGGUGGCCGUCGCUCUGGGGAACGGCGUCCUCUUCCUGCUGAGCGUGGUGGCCCUCCACGCGCUCAGCAGAGUGGUUCUUCAGGACCGGCGACUUGCGCUGCUCUCCAGCCUUCUCUACUGUGUCACACCUGCAAAUGUCUUCAUGACUGCUGGAUACUCUGAGAGUUUGUUUGCUGCCCUCACGUUCGGGGGCCUCUAUCUCUUGGAGAAAGGCUUUACAUUCCGAGCCUGUCUGGCCCUCAGUAUUGCCACUGCAGCUAGAUCCAAUGGGCUUGUGAACAUCGGAUUUCUUCUCUAUCUCCCUUCCCUUCAUGCCAUUUCCCAAAUCCGUGUCUACCGGGUAUCAGUGAAAGGUCACAGCAAAGUGCUCUGCUACCUCUGGGUCAUCACUUCCCUCCUCUUCACCUCCCUCUUAGGGACUGCCAUCAUUGCGCUCCCCUUUUGUGCUUUCCAGUACUACGGCUAUCGAACGUUCUGCACGCCGUCUGUGUCUUUGGAGAGCAUCCCUCCUCCUCUGCUGUCACUGGCAGAACUGAAGAGCUACAGGGUCCCAGAUGAGAACAGUCCUCCGCCUCUGUGGUGCAUGAGACCACUCCCACUCCUCUACUCUCACAUCCAGGACGUUUACUGGGACGUGGGCUUCCUCCGCUAUUUUGAACUGAGGCAGAUACCCAACUUCCUGCUGGCGUUGCCCAUGGCUACGCUCGGCGUGAUGGCAGCUUAUGCUUAUUUCCACGCAAAUCCAGAACUAUGUCUCAGACUGGGACUUUGGGAAACGGACUCAAGUAAAAGACUAGACAAGCCCUCUCCAGGAUUCUUCAGUCCCAGGGUUUUUGUUUACGUCGUGCAUUCUACUGUCCUCCUGGUGUUUGGAACGUUGUGCAUGCAUGUGCAGGUCCUCACCAGAUUCAUGGCGUCCUCAUCUCCCGUUCCUUUCUGGAUCAGUGCUCACCUGCUCCUGCUCAAUGAGCCACUGCUUCAUCGCCGGAAAACCUCGGUGCCCAGCGUGCAGCUGCAGAAGGAUUCCAGAAAUGGAUGCAAGCACGGCGCUCCAAACCCCAUCACUGCACUGCUGCCACACUUCACCAGCAGUUCUCCCACCACGCAGAGCAUUCUGGGAUACUUCCUCUCCUACUGGGUGAUGGGUCUGGCUCUGCAUUGUAACUUCCUGCCAUGGACAUGAGCCAUGACGGCCUCUUCUCCAGUGGCUCGGCUGUUUAUUUUUUUUUAAAUGCUGUCAGUCAAUUCUAAACAUUUUUGUUGCACUAUUAUGACAUAGAAUGUGCCGUCAGAUACCGAGCUUUACGUGCACUCUUUCUGUUGAAGAGUUAUCCAGGCAAUAUUUCAUUUAUGCAGCAUUUUGUUUAUUUUAAAAUCUGUUGACUAAAUAAUGUAAAUUAAACACCAAACAUUGAGCUCUACAUUUCUAUGAUUAUGUAUUAUUGCACUGCAUGUUCUGGGGAAUAAAAAUGAAUGGGUCUGUCAA